This is a messenger RNA of Sinocyclocheilus anshuiensis, 1714 nucleotides long. RefSeq names its product putative ATP-dependent RNA helicase TDRD12. Gene Ontology annotation, biological process: germ-line stem cell division. The transcript is spliced from 12 exons. The coding region runs from base 44 to 1714 and encodes 556 amino acids. Lineage: Eukaryota; Metazoa; Chordata; Actinopteri; Cypriniformes; Cyprinidae. The record is from RefSeq and is a predicted model, not a curated record.
GAUCCAGAGGAACUGCCAGUUGCUGGUUACAACACCGUUUACCAUGAUGAGGCUGCUGGAUGCUCAGUGCUUCCUGUUCCUGAGACUGUGUCACCUGGUGCUGGAUGAGGCUGAUGUCCUUUAUUCACAAGCACCUGAGCAGAUGUCAGUAAUCCUGAAGCACUUCCAGAAGGUGGUCUCUGGAGAAGAGAGGUCCUCGUGCCCCAGGCAGAUCAUCGCGGUGGGCAGCCGCUGGAGUGCUGGGAUAGAGGCUCUGGUCAGAGAGCACAUGAUUUACCCCUCUGUCAUCAUAACCGUGAUGGAGGAGGCAGCUCUGUAUGGCAGGGUACAUCAGAGGGCUCAGUUGUGUCUGGACUGCGAUAAGAUCUCCGUUCUGCUUGGAUCGCUGGACUUCCACCCGCCCAAACCCCAGAAAACCCUCAUCAUUACCAACUCUGCUGAGGAGACCGAGCAUGUGUAUAAGGCUGUGGUCAACACUGCCGUGUUCACACUGAAAGCUCAUGAAGAUGUGACGGAUCAGUUUGACUUUGUCAUUGAUCAGUGGAGGAAAGACAUCGGCCAUGGAACACAAGUCAUUUUGGUUACCACCAAUGACUGCCUUAAGGCUCUCGGCAUCCGGGACGCCACGUGCGUGGUGCAUUAUGGGUUUCCCAGCUCCCCCAAACUCUUCGGCAGCCGCCUGUUCUGCAUGUCAGAGCAUUUCAGAAACCUUUCAGAUAUGGAUCAUGCAGAGAGCUCCUCUCCUGCAGCUCAGUCCGUGUUGCUGCUGUCGGAGCUGAACGCCCGUCACGUGUGUGGCGUUCUGCGGUACCUGAGGAGAAGCGGCGCUCUUCUGCCCCCUGAGCUGCUACAGUUUGCUCUGGGCGUCCAGCAGGCCAAAGAGGACCGGAAGACAGACAGACCCCUCUGCUCCUCCCUUAAGAGCUUCGGCUUCUGCAGAGACAGCACAGUUUGUCCGGAUAGACACAUGAUCAACAAAUCCCUGGACCAUCCAAAGCACCCUGACUCUGGGACUAUCAUGGUUUUGCCGCUGUGCAUAAAGUCAGCGAAUGUGUACUCAGGCCGUAUCGUGAGCCGGAAAGACGAUUGUUACGAGACACUCGCUGCUGAAAUGAACGCACACUACGGUAGUGAGAGACGCUGUGCUGUCGAAGUGCUGAAGGGAGAACUUUAUGCCAUUCAAGAGGAGAACAUCUAUAACCGGGUGCGUGUUAUGGAGGUGCCGGAAAAAGGAGAGCAGCUGUUCAGCAGCGUCACUGCCUGCUUCAUAGACGAGGGCCGCACACAGGAAGUGAAGUCACACCAGCUUCUCCAACUUCCUCCUCAGUUCCAGGAUUUGCCCGGCCAGGCUGUUGAGAUCAUCCUGUGCAGAGCGCAGCCCGUCGACGGGGAGGUGGUCUGGAACCCGAAGGUGACCAGAGCCAUCAGUCAGAAGAUCAAAGGGAAGCUGCAUCAGGCCAGGGUUGUGAUGAGUGUGGGAAAUACUGUCUGGGUUGAUCCUAUGGUGCGCAUGACACGUGUUCCUGGUCUGAAGACCUACAUUAAUGAGUAUAACGUCCAUGCUGAGAUCUUGGCCUCUGGGUUUGGUGUCAAUAAUCCUCAGCAUGUGGACCUGCUGAAGAGAGUUUUCCAGGGAGACGAGAACGCAAACACACUCCAGCACUUGACAGAUGACAGGUUUAUUACUAAUAUUCAGAUCAGUCUAAUGUUUUAA